Molecule: messenger RNA, 2123 nt
Organism: Pelmatolapia mariae (spotted tilapia)
Lineage: Eukaryota; Metazoa; Chordata; Actinopteri; Cichliformes; Cichlidae
Product: E3 ubiquitin-protein ligase RNF182
Exons: 9
Coding region: 742-1560 (272 amino acids)
Source: RefSeq, a predicted model, not a curated record
CCCGUCAUUCCGCUGCUGAACGGUUUCCAUGGUAACCGUGACCGCGCCGCGGGACGCGCGCCGCCGUGAUACGGAGGCGAGACGGUGAGUCACCGACAGAAAACAGCUCCGGUAACCGACGGAGCGACAGCAGCAACCGACACACCGAGACGGGAUAGCACGUUAGCAUGUUAGCAUCCCGCUGCCGCGUGAGCCGGAGGCGCGAGACGGCUACGGACUGUCAAUGAGGCUGAUGACGGCAACUACCGCAGUGACAUCACAGCAACAGACAGCAGCAACAGCAACAGCAUCGCCUGCUGCAGGGCAGCGGCAACAUCGCCCUACAGCCUGACUGCAGAGCAACUACACGAGAGCAACCGGAGACAGCAGCAACAAACUGACGGCAACUCAGGGACUGCAGCAACUAAAACCUACAACAUCUGCAGCAGCAGCAACUCCAGCAACCUGGAGUUUAUCCAGUUGACAUGUGAGCAUCAACACGUUGCUUCAGCCUGGGAGACAGAGAGCAACUUCAUGAAGAGCAACCAGUGACAGAGCUACGAUUUCACUCACAGCAACGCAACCUGCCACUACAGCAACUGCCAACAGCAGGAGGACGUCUGCUUCUGACUGGACGGAUGGACGUCCUUUCAGACUGUCUCGCUGAUCAGCUGACCUGGACUCAGUCAGGUAACAGCCUCAGUUAAGCCCCGCCCAGCACCCACCUCCCCCUCACGUCAGGUGAAGACAACAGUCAGCAAGAUGAGCCUGUUGAAGGAGGUGGAGCCAGGACAGGAAAUGGAGGGGAAGGUGCAGACCUGGGCUCAGUCUCUGGUGUACACGCUGGAGGAACUCGAGUGUAAAAUCUGCUACAACCGCUACGACACGCGCAGCCGGAAGCCCAAACUGCUGGGCUGUCUGCACCGAGUCUGCGCCAAGUGUCUGAAGAAGAUGGUCGACAUGGGAGAGUCUUCGCCGUCCAUAAUCAGCUGCCCAUUCUGCCGCCACGAGACGUACGUCCCCGACGAAGAGGUGUGGCUGAUGGAGGACGACCGGCACAUCCUGGCGGUCCUGUCGUGUCAGGAUCGUGCUCGGCGAGGAGGUGGAGCAGGAAGUGGCAGCGGUGGGGAGGUAGUGCUAAGUCCCAGCAGUCUGACAGGGGGUGGAGCUGCAGGCAGCGGCGAGGAGGCAUCCCACCGCUCCUCGGACUGUCUCGUCAUCACCAUCAUGGAGCUCCCAGAGGAGUCGCCGUCCUCAGAUUCACUGAGCAUGCUCAAUGUAGUGGGUCUGUACCGUGCUCCCAGCCUGGACUCGCUGCCCUGCAACCUCCCGGGUCAGAAAUGCCGUGCCUGGACAUCCCGCAGCUUCCCACGCUGCCUACUGGGGGCACUCUGCCUGGUGUACUUUAGCUCGCUGCCGUUGGGGAUCUACCUGCUGAUGAUUGGUCAGCUAUGGCUGGGCGUGGUCCUCGUCAGUCUCGUCCCGUCCACGCUGCUGCUGCUCGUCCUUUACGGCUUCUGUCAGUGUCUCUGCCACGAGCUAAUGGAGGCGCUUGCUGCCCGCACGCACUCGCUACCGUGACAACAAAAUGUAGCCAUAGAAAAGCCUGUAGACUGAGCCAUCACACUCUGACAUCACUCUGACCCCGCCCUUUGUGAAUACCAGCAAGUCCCCCUCACACAUCCCCUUGGUGGAAAUACGGCCAAUCAGUGUUGAACUACGUGAUGACAUCAUCACAUAUAGGAAGUGGAGACAGUCCUCUCCAGUCAGAAGACAUCUGCUGACUAAUCAGAGACAUGUUACUGUCCUGGGCACCGAUCAUAAAACUGUUUUACCUGCUGAUUACAGAACACACCUGUACCUGUAUCACCUGUUUAUCCCACAGUCACAUGACCUGACAGGCUGUUAGCCUAGCUUAGCACAUACACUAAUCACAGAGGGAAAGUGCUAGCCUAGCUUAGCAUGUGUAUUUAGCUUUGAAGCUGUGCUUAUUCUAAGCUAUGCUAACAGUCGCGAUGUCCUGUCUGUAAAAUGAUUCAUGAACCCUGUGAUGAUGAUGAGUGUCACUUCCUGUCCGUGUAGUGGGCGGAGCCUUUGGAGAAUCAGCUGUUUAGUUUUGUGAUGAAAUAAAUAAACAUAAGUGA